CCAUUUCCCCUGCACAGCAUAACUCGUCCCCACCUCUCUCUAGUUUCUUGUCCUUGUUCUUCUUGUUCAUCUUCCUCCUGCGAAAAAUGGUGAUGCUAGAGAAGGGCCUCUCGACCUCCCUGAACGCGAAGCUCACCGGCUCAGGCGCCGAGAUGGUGGUUCUCGCUCACGGCUUCGGAGGAGACCAGACCGUGUGGAACAAGAUCCUCCCUCCCUUGUCCCGGUAUUUCAGGGUCCUCGUCUUCGACUGGGGUUUCUCGGGAGCUGUCAAGGAACAAGAAGGUCUGUUCGACCCUGCGAAGCACUCCUCCUACGAUGCUUUCGCCGAUGAUCUGAUCGCCCUCCUGGACGAGGUUGGCCUCGAGUCCACAGUCUUCGUCGGCCACUCCAUGUCCGGCAUGAUCGGUUGCAUUGCCUCUGUGAAGAGGCCCGACCUCUUCAAGCGGCUCAUACUCGUUGGUGCUUCCCCUAGGUAUUUAAACACGAACGGCUACGAGGGUGGGUUUGAGGCUGCGCAGAUCGAUCGGAUCCUAUCCAGCGUAGAGUCCGACUACCACGGUUGGGCACCCAACUUUGCUUCUCUGGUGGUGGGUCCGUGUGAUCCCCCCUCAGUCGAGGCAUUCGCGAAGUGCCUAGGAGGGAUGAGGCCCGAAGUCGCGCUUCCCUUAGCUAGAACGGUCUUCCUGUGUGACCACAGGGAGGUCCUCGGGAGAGUGACGACUCCGUGCACCAUAAUCCAAACCACGAAUGACGCCGUCGUGCCGAGCUCGGUUGCCCAAUACAUGCACGACAAGAUCCAGGGGGAAUCGACCGUCGAGAUGAUCGUGGCGGACAGUCAUGUCCCUCAGCUCACCGCGCAUCAGCAGUUCAUCGAUGUGUUGGGUGGAGUCCUAGGGUUCGAGUACGAUUAGAAGGUGAUUAAGAUCUUAGAUGUUUAAUCAUAUGAUUAUGCCCUAGGCUGGACUAGAACAACCGUCUUGUGUUUAGACCUUUUUUUUUUUUUUUUGCUUCGCAUGUGGUUUGUCUCAUUAGAUUAGGCAUUAUGGUUGUAUUUUGAUUUCGGGUUAGGGUUGCAUUAAAAUCGUCUGGGCUUGAGAUGUUUGACUGGAUUUUUCAUUUGAUUCGAGCAGAGAAUUUUCGAAAAAGGGUGGUUGCAAAAAGGUCGCGAAACACUUUCCACCGCAGACGGACGGAGCUGCUGCGGGACCCGAUUCACCUUAAAAGUCUUCGUCGUCUUGUCCGAAUGAAAAGUAUUUAGACAGGACUAAC
This is a messenger RNA of Rhodamnia argentea, 1269 nucleotides long. RefSeq names its product strigolactone esterase D14-like. The coding region runs from base 87 to 911 and encodes 274 amino acids. The record is from RefSeq and is a predicted model, not a curated record. Lineage: Eukaryota; Viridiplantae; Streptophyta; Magnoliopsida; Myrtales; Myrtaceae. The transcript has 2 exons.